Messenger RNA from Paecilomyces variotii, 1630 nucleotides. RefSeq lists its product as hypothetical. The record is from RefSeq and is a predicted model, not a curated record. The transcript is spliced from 2 exons. Bases 174 to 1298 code for a protein of 374 amino acids. NCBI's taxonomy places the organism in Eukaryota, Fungi, Ascomycota, Eurotiomycetes, Eurotiales, Thermoascaceae.
UCGUUCAGCCUAGAAGGACUUCGCGAGAUCAAUCAAUCAAUCAAUCAUCAACCUGUUUCAUCUGCGCCUAUCCCUCGUUCAUCAACUCUCAUCUCGCUGUUUCUCUAUCUUGACUGUUGUCCUGUGAUCUUUGGUACGGCAUAUGUCGCUCCCGAUCUAAGCAGUUCAACACCAUGAUUAUCGCCUCGCUUCUCGCCGCAGGCGCCCUGUCCCUCCGUGCUGCCGCCUUCCUGGUGGUGCCCGAGUUCGACACCGUCUCUGCGCCGUUUCCCAAGGCAGUCAACCCGCACGGUUUGGCACAGGUGUCUCUCAAGUGCACUGAGUGCCCAUUUCCUGAGAGUGAUGCUGAUGGAAAGGUGUCUUGGACGGAGGGAUUGGAUACGGCUCUGGAUCUCAACAUCUCCAUCGAAAAUGAAAACACUCUUGUGAUCAACGGCAACCAGGUCUUCCCGCCACCCCCGCCUCCCUUGAGCAUUGAUGCAGUCCAGCGAAACAUCGCUGAUGGCCGAGAGAGCGAUCCCAUUCCUCUGGGAUUCGCCCUUGAAGUCGAGCCUCUGGUGGCCCCCAUGGAUGAGCCAGGCCCCGAGCUGCUUUCCCUUCGCUUCACCGUCCUUGACCUUGCUGGCCAUCCCGUGCCGCUGAACACGGUGAUUAUCGCGCUCAUCAAGGAUGAAUCUGGAGCACUCUACAUUGCGAAGACCGACGUUGAGGCAACGAAGACGGACAUUGUUUCCUGGAGACAAUGCCGUGGUAAGCCCAAGUGUCUGCAGACGUUGCUCUUCUCUCGCGUCCGCGCCCUGGUGGAAUCAGCAAAGGCCCGCAUGAUGAGAGCCAAAGCCAGGCUGAUGGGCUCCAAGGGCUGCCACGGCGGUCCUCGUUUCCCGAUGGAAGCUUCCCGCCCCCCUCGUCCAUUCUUCGACGAGGAGCCUCCGUUUUCCCGUCACGGCGGCCCGCCUCACCGUCGUCCUGGCCAUGGUGGUCGCCAUCACUUCCACCACAUGCACCGUAGCGGUUGGGAACGCACUUUCUCUCGCGUAUUCCGCUUCAUUCUUGUCCCUGCUGUCCUGGGUGUUCUUGCAGGUCUGGUGGCUAGCGCACUCGGCAUGCUGGUCGGUCAGGUCGUUGUCUUCCUGUGGCUCCGCUACCGCCGCUCUACCACGGACAGGUCCGUGUCUGCAGUGGAGGAGGGCAACGAUAUGGAGAAGGAGGCUCUUAUUGCUGAGCCCGCGGAUGAUUUUCCUCCAGAGUAUGACGACGAGAAACACGGGGCUAUUGUGCUCCCUGCUGAAAAGCAGUAGACAUCUGGCACGUAAAAAAGGAAAAACUGGGGUUCCGUCCACCCACAAUGGUUACUGGUCAACCAAUACUGUGGAUAUGGUAGAAUGAUAUGCAUUUCGGUGGGAAAUUGGAUGGAACGGUUUUAUGGCAACCCUUACUGUGACUUUUGAUGUGGGCACGACGCCUUCUUUCCUUUAGUGUCUUUUUUUUCAUUUCUUUAUCUCUUCAUAUCUUCAUUUCUUUUCCUGUCGUAGUUAGGCGUAAAACUACCAAUUUUCUGUACAAUAUCCAGAUCCGUGUCUCCGUAUUAUUAUGCAGCAUUGUAGUGUAUUCCUCUUGUCGAUCAUCGUGG